CAACGAAGAUCAGGAUGUUGAAUUAAUUAUUUCACUGGAUCGUUAACGAGAGAAAUGUGAAACACGCAGACAAGUGAAACACGCGCUGUGGCCGUGAACGCGCCCCGGUGUGCGGCAGCAGGAACCGGAAGUAGUUUCCAGCGGCGGCCGGAUGCUCAGUGGACACACAGGAACAACAAAGAGGGGAAAGCACCCGGGUUUCAAACCCUCAACUCACACCCAGCCGCUUCUCUCCAGCUUGUAGACGGGCACAAGAAUUUGGUUUGCAUGUGAGGACAAGUGUCUGCCGAGCCAACGAUGGUGAACAACAUUGAAAUGGAUAUUGAAAACAAUAUGGACCAGCAGGAGUCCAGUGCGCCUCCUGAACCCGCCCAGCAGCCGCAGGAGGCCGCGGUGACCAGAGCGCGGUCCAGGGGAAGUUCAGGAGCGGAAGGGGGGGGCAGUGGCGAUGGCGGCGGAGGGGGCGUGGCGGGUGGCAACGGCAGCGGACCGGAGCAGAAUGGACAACCUCCCGCCGCUCGACCCCCGCGCGUGAUGGAGAGCGAGGAGGACGAUGACGAGGAGUUGACCUUGAAGUACGGAGCCAAACACGUCAUCAUGCUGUUCGUCCCCGUCACCCUCUGCAUGGUGGUGGUGGUGGCCACCAUCAAGUCCGUCAGCUUCUACACCCAGAACGACGGACAGAGACUGAUCUACACGCCGUUCCCUGAAGACACCGACACGGUGGGACAGCGGGCGCUCAACUCCAUCCUGAACGCCACCAUCAUGAUCACUGUGAUCAUCGUGAUGACGCUGGUGCUGGUGCUGUUGUACAAGUACCGCUGCUACAAGGUGAUCCAAGGCUGGCUCUUCCUCUCCUCUCUCCUCCUGCUCUUCUUCUUCUCCUACAUCUACCUCAAAGAGGUUUUCAAGACCUACAAUGUGGCCAUGGACCUUUUCACCCUGGCGAUAAUCAUUUGGAACUUCGGCGUGGUGGGCAUGAUCUGUAUUCACUGGAAAGGACCUCUGAGGCUUCAGCAGGCCUACCUCAUCAUGAUCAGCGCCCUCAUGGCCCUGGUCUUCAUCAAGUACCUGCCAGAGUGGACCGCCUGGCUUAUAUUAGCUGUCAUCUCAGUCUACGAUCUGUUAGCGGUGCUCUGUCCCAAAGGACCCCUGAGGAUCCUGGUGGAGACGGCUCAGGAGAGGAACGAGCCCAUCUUCCCAGCGCUCAUCUACUCCUCUACAAUGGUGUGGCUGGUCAACAUGGCCGACACAGAAUGGCCGAAGAGGAACUCGACAGAAGCAGCUUCGCCGCAACAACUCCCUCAAGAAGCCGUGGAGUCCCCCGGCCCCUCCAGCCCGUCACAGGACGACGGCGGCUUCAACUCAAACUGGGUCAACCUGCAGGAGCACCAGCUGGGAGCGCUCCAGUCCACAGACGACACCCGGCGGGAGGUCCAGGAGAUGCCCUCUGAUCGCCCCCCCGUUGAUGAUGAUGACGACGAGGAGAGGGGCGUCAAGCUCGGGCUCGGAGACUUCAUCUUCUACAGCAUGCUGGUGGGAAAGGCCUCGGCCGCAGCCAGCGGCGACUGGAACACCACGCUCGCCUGCUUCGUGGCCAUCCUCAUCGGCCUCUGUCUGACCCUGCUGCUCCUCGCCAUCUUCAAGAAGGCGCUCCCCGCUCUGCCCAUCUCCAUCUUCUUCGGCCUGGUCUUCUACUUUGCCACCGACAACCUGGUACGGCCCUUCAUGGACCAGCUGGCGCUGCACCAGUUCUACGUUUAGCAGGACGCCGGCCUGACAACCCUCACCUACAUCGCUCUCUGGCCAACAACACCAGAGCGGUCCCUUCACAGCCGGGGGGAACAAAGGAUGAUGCAGGGGCCCCUCCCGCCCCCCCACGUCCCCUCCUAAGAACUCAUGAUGAUGGGACACAUGUAGUUUUUGCUCUGCCUUUUCUUUCCGAGAGGGUUUUCCCCACAGCAGCUGUUCUUAGAUAUUUUAUGUCUGUUUUAAACCAAGAAGUGACAUUUCUGGCUCGACUUGGGACGUCACCUCUCGAUCGCCCGUCUCAGGCACAAAGUGAGCGAGAAGGUUUUACCUUUGUUUAUCCAGGGAAGCUUCUCAAGAGCUCGUCUGCGACCUUUCCCUGCAGCACCCUGCUUCACUUUCACACACACACACACUCACACCUGGGAGCUUCCCAGUACAACCACUCUAGCUGGGGCUCAGCAGGAGGUGCCUUGCUCAUGGACACCUAGGCGCGGCAGCCGUUGAGCAGAAGGAGGUGAUUCUCUGGAUCGAAUCUUCCCGUAAACAUCUUCCUCAUCUCCAAUCCGUUUACAUGACACCCCCCCCCCCCUCCCGUGAUUCACCGGAGAUUUGAAAGGCCUUCAUCACACCAAUGGACACUCGACAAUAAUAGGUGUUUUAGAUCGGUUGGUAAAUGUGUAGUUUGAUUCCGUGUGAGCUGUCCGUCACCGGAGCGUGCUUUCCUCACCGCUGCUCAGAAUGGUUCAGACCCUUUUCUUCGCUCUAGACACAAACUGAAGCUCUGACGCCGGAGAGACUCGCACCCACAAAGAUUUGCACUGAACAGGAUGCUUUGAGCUUGAGGAUCUUUUCGCAUGUGGGAAAGUGGUGGUGAAAAAGAUGUAAUCCAGAAAUUUGGGUGUUGUUGUGACACUGAUGCUGAUUUCACCGUGUUUUCUGACCUUAACUCUUCCCUUAAAUCACUUCUGAAUUCACAGCCUGCAUAGGAAGUAAAGUUCACACACACACACACUCACACCUGAGACCACUGAGCAGUUCUGCUGGAGCAGUUGGAGGUUCAGUGCCUUGCUCGAGGGCAUUUCAGUAGUCGUAGUAGUCGUUGUCGUCGUUAUUGUGGGACAGAAGUUUUUUUUAUUUAAACACGUCCAGGGAUUGUAACCUGUGGUCAUCCGGUCACAAACUCUGAACCUUGAGGCUACAGCCGCCGUCAUGACGCUCGCCUGGUGCUGUCUCGAACUAUGCUACAUCAAACUAAAACCAGUUUCUAUACACACACAUCGUUUUCUCAAUAUAUGCAGAAGAGACAUUUUGUACUUUUUGAAACGGGGGGGGGGUAGAUGUUAGCACGGCUCCGACGGGAAAUCUGAGGAAAUGGGACAAAAAUUGUGAAAGAAAAACUGAAAAACAAAUGAGGGAGUAGAUGCAGCUCAAUUUGAUCCAUGACUUUGAGGAACAUUUAGGAACAAAUGAUCCUAAUUGACCGUUUUAAUCAAAUGGAAAAACCAAAAACUAAGAGUGUAAUGUUCUGGACUGAAACAUUGAGAUGUGUGUGAACCUGUGGCUGAGCCGCGGAGUGAGGACGAGCUGCACCGGUCGCUCGCCUGAUGUCCGACUCGAGUCUCGUGUUUGUCGAGAAAAGAAGUAACAUUUGUUUCCUACUUGUUGUCGGGGAAUAUGUCGGGUGACUGGCUCUUUUUUUGUAUUUUUCUUUCUUCUGUCCUUCACAUGCAUAUGUGUGUUAUGCAAGGUUAUUCAAUUCUGAUUUUGUUCUUUUUUUAAUAAACAAUAAAACUUAAAA
Platichthys flesus (European flounder) is the source of this 3550-nucleotide messenger RNA. It is a transcript of the gene psen1, whose product is annotated as presenilin 1. Gene Ontology annotation, biological process: amyloid precursor protein catabolic process; smooth endoplasmic reticulum calcium ion homeostasis; protein processing. Lineage: Eukaryota; Metazoa; Chordata; Actinopteri; Pleuronectiformes; Pleuronectidae. The transcript is spliced from 11 exons. Gene Ontology annotation, cellular component: apical plasma membrane; Z disc; growth cone. Gene Ontology annotation, molecular function: beta-catenin binding; cadherin binding; aspartic endopeptidase activity, intramembrane cleaving. The coding region runs from base 298 to 1764 and encodes 488 amino acids. The record is from RefSeq and is a predicted model, not a curated record.